AUGAUGAUGAGGAUGAUGGUGGUGGUGCUGGUGUCUGAGUACAUUUGCAGUGCUACCAUCAACAGUGUUGUAAAUGAAAACAACAACAAUAACAACAACAAUAAUAAUAAUAAUAAUAACAAUUAUACUGUGAUCACCCCUCCCAGCACUACUGUAAAUAGCAUUAUAUAUCCUUGCUUCUCAGGGGAUCUUCUUAAUUUAAACAACAGCAACAGUAGUAGUGCCAGUGGUUCGGGUGGCCGUCAUCUAUCUGUCGUUUGUGAUGCUGCUACAACCGGUUUAUUACAACCACAAGAGCAACAACAACAGCAGCUGUCGCAACAGCAACCGCUACAGCAACCGCAACAGCAACGAGAUCUUUCCAGGUGGCAGAUAACAGAACAGGCUGUGGCAGUAACAGUAGGAUCAAAUGGUAGCUUAGUGAUAUCAAAGCUGGAAGAUGCCGCUGUUAUUUUACCUGUCCAUUUGUUGCCAUCUGCAAAUGCAACAACCAAUGAAACAACAACAUUGCAUGUUGAAACACCAGCAACAACCACCACGUUAAUCGUGGCAGCGUUAACAACAAUAACAGCAGCAGAAUCGUCCACAACAACAAAAUUGUUGACAUCCACACUUGGAUUGGGAGCAGCAGUAACGUCAACAGUGGCAGCUGCAUCAACUUCACAAUUAACCACAGCGCCCUUAGAUAUUUUAACAACAGCAGUAAUACAACCAGAAACACCUACUACUACUACUACUACUACCACUAGCACUACUACUACUGUAGCGACCACUACUACUGCUACAACUACAGCUGAAAAACAGGCGACAAACAUGCAGGCUACAACAUCCACACGUCUUAAUAACAAUAGCGCAUUUGUCAUGACGAGCGUUACUACAGAAGUUCCUUCAAACAUUCUUCUGGUGUAUGAUUCAUUUGGAAAUGCAGCUACAUUAAAUGGAGUCAGUAACAACAACAACAACAGCAGCACUAACAACAGUAUCAACAUCCAUAGCAUCAACAAUAACGCUGACAUUAUUCACAACAACAGCAUCAUCAACAAUGGCACAGACUUGAGUUUGAAAGAUCCAACACAGCCCAAGAACUCAGUAUGA
Helobdella robusta is the source of this 1095-nucleotide messenger RNA. RefSeq lists its product as hypothetical. Bases 1 to 1095 code for a protein of 364 amino acids. NCBI's taxonomy places the organism in Eukaryota, Metazoa, Annelida, Clitellata, Rhynchobdellida, Glossiphoniidae. The transcript has 5 exons. The record is from RefSeq and is a predicted model, not a curated record.